CACAUCAUAUUUCCUUCAGAUAACACUUGAGAAAACUUUGGACUCUGUUUCCUGUUCAAAGCAACAGAAUAACUUCACAGACGUUCAACGGCUUCAUGACGAUUAUUUCUUAUCAUCAGAAGCAGGUGGCGCUCGGCUAUGAAUCAGAUCAUGGACAGUGAAGAGGAAGCUCCGCCCUCUAAAAUCACUAUGUGUGAGGAACAUGAUGGUCAGAGGAUCCAUCAACAGAGACCAGACUCUGCUGGACCUGGACCCAGCUGUGUCUCCAUGUCGAGUGACUGCUCCAUGGGUCAACCUGUGGGCUUCAAACAAGAACAGAGGAGGAUUCAUCAACAGAGACCAGACUCUGCUGGACCUGGACCCAGCUGUGUCUCCAUGUCGAGUGACUGCUCCAUGGGUCAACCUGUGGGCUUCAAACAAGAACAGAGGCCAGAUGACGGAGGGUGGAGAGUUGAUCAGCAGAGGACAGAGGUUCUCAGUGGUCAGUCUGUCCAACAGCAUCGAGCAGACCUGGACUCCAUAUUUAAGCUGCUGGAGGAGAACAUCAUCUGCUUUAUGAAGAACGAGCUGAAGAACAUCCAGAAGGUUCUGGGUACAGAUCACACAAAAGUCUCAGAGAGUUGGGAAGAAGAUGGUGGAUGGAUGGAUGGUGAGGAUGAGGGGCAGAGGAGGAGCAGAGAGGCCUUUCUGAAGAUCACAGAUAACUUCUUGAGGAGGAUGAAGCAGGAGAAGCUAGCCGAUUGUCUGCAGAGAAAAACCAGAGCUCCAUCUGAAUGUGAACUCAAAUCAAACCUGAAGAAGAAGUUCCAGUGUUUGUUUGAGGGUGUGGCUAAAGCAGGAAACCCCACCCUUCUUAAUGAGAUAUUCACAGAGCUUUACAUCACAGAGGGAGGGUCUGGAGAGGUCAACGAAGAACAUGAGGUCAGACAGAUUGAAAAAGCUUCCUGGAAACCAGACAGACCAGAAACAACCAUCAGACAAGAAGACAUCUUCAAAGCCUCAGCUGGAAGAGAUGGACCAAUCAGAACAGUGAUGACAAAGGGAGUGGCUGGCAUUGGGAAAACAGUCUUAACACAGAAGUUCACCCUGGACUGGGCUGAAGACAAAACCAACCAGGACAUACAGUUCAUGUUUCCCUUCACCUUCAGAGAGCUGAAUGUGCUGAAAGAGAAGAAGUACAGUUUGGUGGAACUCAUCCAUCAGUUCUUCACUGAAACCAAAGAAGCAGGAAUCUGCAGGUUUGAAGACUUUAGGGUGGUCUUCAUCUUUGAUGGUCUGGACGAGUGUCGACUUCCUCUGGACUUCCACAACACUGAGAUCCUGACUGAUGUCACAGCAUCCACCUCAGUGGACGUGCUGCUGACAAACCUCAUCAAAGGGAAACUGCUUCCCUCUGCUCGCCUCUGGAUAACCACACGACCUGCAGCAGCCAAUCAGAUCCCUCCUGACUGUGUUGACAUGGUGACAGAGGUCAGAGGGUUCACGGACCCACAGAAGGACGACUACUUCAGGAAGAGGUUCAGAGAUGAAGAGCAGGCCAGGAGGAUCAUCUCACACAUCCAGACAUCACAAAGCCUCCACAUCAUGUGCCACAUCCCAGUCUUCUGCUGGAUCACUGCAACUGUUCUGGAGAACAUGUUGAAACCCAGAGAUGGAGAAGAACUGCCCAAGACCCUGACUGAGAUGUACAUCCACUUCCUGGUGGUUCAGUCCAAAGUGAAGAAGGUCAAAUAUGAUGGAAGAGCUGAGACAGAUCCACACUGGAGUCCAGAGAACAGGAUGAUGGUUGAGUCUCUGGGGAAACUGGCUUUUGAGCAGCUGCAGAAAGGAAACCUGAUCUUCUAUGAAUCAGACCUGACAGAGUGUGGCAUCGAUAUCACAGCUGCUUCAGUUUACUCAGGAGUCUUCACUCAGAUCUUUAAAGAGGAGAGAGGCCUGUACCAGGACAAGGUCUUCUGCUUUGUCCAUCUGAGUGUUCAAGAGUUUCUGGCUGCUCUUCAUGUCCAUCUGACCUUCAACACCUCUGGAACAAAUCUGUUGUCAGAAGACCCAACAACGGGCCAGACACUGUUUGGAAACAACCCUGAACUGAAUCAUCUGCACCAGAGUGCUGUGGACAAGGCCUUACUGAGUCCGAAUGGACACUUGGACUUGUUCCUCCGCUUCCUCUUGGGUCUUUCACUGAAGACUAAUCAGAAGCUCUUAAAAGGUCUACUGACACAAACAGGAAGUGAUUCACAGACCAAUCAGAAAACAGUUAAAUACAUCAAGAUGAUGAUAAUCAGUGAGAAUCUGUCAGCAGAGAGAAGCAUCAACCUGUUCCACUGUCUGAAUGAACUGAACCAUCGUUUUCUAGUGGAGGAGAUCCAAAAGUCCCUGAGAUCCGGACAUCUGUCCACAAAGACACUGUCUCGUGCUCAGUGGUCAGCUCUGGUCUUCAUCUUACUGUCAUCAGGAAAAGAUCUGGAAGAUUUUGACCUGAAGAAAUACUCUGCUUCAGAGGAGGCUCUUCUGAAGCUGGUGCCAGUGGUCAAAGCCUCCAACAAAGCUCUACUGAGUGCCUGUAACCUCUCAGAGAGAAGCUGUGAAGCUCUGUCCUCAGUCCUCAGCUCUCUGUCCUCUACUCUGAGACACCUGGACCUGGGUAACAAUGACCUGCAGGAUUCAGGAGUGAAGCUGCUGAGUGAUGGACUGAAGAGUCCUCACUGUUCUCUGGAGACUCUCAGACUGAGUGACUGUAACCUCUCAGAGAGAAGCUGUGAAGCUCUGUCCUCAGUCCUCAGCUCUCUGUCCUCCACUCUGAGACAUGUGGACCUAAGUAACAAUGACCUGCAGGAUUCAGGAGUGAAGCUGUUUUGUGAUGGACUGAAGAGUCCUCACUGUUCUCUGGAGACUCUCAGUCUGUCAGGUUGUCUGGUCACAGAGGAAGGAUGUUCUUCUCUGACCUCAGCUCUGAAUUCCAACCCCUCCCAUCUGAGAGAACUGGACCUGAGCUACAAUCAUCCAGGAGACUCAGGAAAGAAGCUGCUGUCUGCUGGACUGAAUAGUCCACGCUGGAGACUGGACACUCUCAGGAUGGACCAUGCUGGAGAGCAGAGGUUAAAACCUGGUCUCAGGAAGUAUUCAUGUGAACUGGAACCAGAUACAAACACAAUGAACAGAAAACUCCAACUGUCUGACGACAACAGGAAAGUGACCAAUGUGACUGAAGAUCAGUCGUAUCCUGAUCAUCCAGACAGAUUUAAGUUCUGUCCUCAGCUGCUGUGUAGAACUGGUCUGACUGGUCGCUGUUACUGGGAGGUUGAGUGGAGAGGAAAUGUUAAUAUAUCACUGAGUUACAGAGGAAUCAAGAGGAAAGUAAAGGGUUUUGACUGUUUGUUUGGACAUAAUGAUCAGUCCUGGAGUCUGAGCUGCUCUGAUGGUGGUUACUCUGUCUGUCACUGUAGAACUACAAUAUUCAUCAGGUCACACUAUGUCUCUCCCCGAGUAUCAGUGUAUGUGGACUGUCCUGCUGGGACUCUGUCCUUCUACAGCGUCUCCUCUGACUCACUGAUCCACCUCCACACCUUCAGGGCCACAUUCAGUGAACCGGUUUAUCCUGGGUUCUAUAUCUGGCCAGGUUCCUCAGUGUCUCUGUGUUCUCUGUAGGACAUGAAGAGACAGCCGCUUCAGUCGAGAUUUGAGUCAUGAAGGUGGUAUUAGAGAACUGUAUGUGCUCACACGAGUUUUUGACAAUUGAUUUGGAGCAACUUUCCUGUCAGAUAAAGUCAAACCAUUAAACCAAAGAGGUUUAAUGAUACGAUCCAUGUAGGCAUUGAUUCUGUUGUUGUUGUCCUUCUCUCCUUUUGAUGUACAUCACUGAUCAUUUCAGGACAAUCCUGUCCUGAUAAUAUAACUGUGCCAAAUGUGGCUUGACUGUGGAACUGUGCGGAAGAAGAACAUCUUACUCAAUGACAAUAAAUAAAGCAGCAAAGAUAA
Molecule: messenger RNA, 3978 nt
Organism: Solea senegalensis (Senegalese sole)
Lineage: Eukaryota; Metazoa; Chordata; Actinopteri; Pleuronectiformes; Soleidae
Product: NLR family CARD domain-containing protein 3-like
Exons: 12
Coding region: 139-3648 (1169 amino acids)
Molecular function (GO): protein binding
Source: RefSeq, a predicted model, not a curated record